Messenger RNA from Crotalus tigris (Tiger rattlesnake), 3752 nucleotides. Its product is annotated as zinc finger protein 345-like. The coding region runs from base 361 to 2757 and encodes 798 amino acids. Gene Ontology annotation, molecular function: RNA polymerase II cis-regulatory region sequence-specific DNA binding; DNA-binding transcription factor activity, RNA polymerase II-specific. The record is from RefSeq and is a predicted model, not a curated record. NCBI's taxonomy places the organism in Eukaryota, Metazoa, Chordata, Lepidosauria, Squamata, Viperidae. The transcript has 6 exons. Gene Ontology annotation, biological process: regulation of DNA-templated transcription.
UGAGUUUGAGUCUGGGGUGCCCCCGCCCUCCUGCUCAAGCGUCUCCCCUGGUCUUUGUUUCCCCGUCGGAAGGGUGGGGGCCGGCAGGUCAUAUCGUGUGAAUGCAGCGGUCGUCUUUUGCUAACUUGGGUUUCAGGGGGUUUUUUUGUUUUUUUUUUACCUGCAACAUGUGAAUCGGGUCUUGGUUUUUCGCUUGUCUGCAGGCAGAGGAGCUGGCAAACAGCGGCAAUUGGGCUGCAUAACAGUGUCCUCUGUCACCAGGGUCCAUCAAAGCCCCCCUUUUUAAGGGCUUGGCAGGACUUGGCACCCCCCCCCUGCUGGUUGGGCCAAUCUUUUGUUGGGAAGAGAAGGCAUUGAGCCAUGCCAUCGGAAAUGACCUUGCAGGACAGGCCGAACGUGGCCACGUCACAGGCUGAGCCGGAUCACAGAUUGGAGAAGAAAUUGGAGGCCUCCCCCAAGGCCCAAAACACCCCUUGUCCUCUUCAGGGAUCAAGCAGUGGAGAACCUGGUGAGACAGGGGUGCAGAGAGUCAAGAACAUGCCUGGCUCCGACGUCCAGCGAGAACACUUCCGGCAGUUUGCCUAUCAGGACGCCAAGGGUCCCCGCGAGCUUUGCAGCCAGCUCCACGAUCUUUGCCACCAGUGGCUGAAGCCAGAGAAGCGUUCAAAGGCUGAGAUGCUAGACCUGGUGAUCCUCGAGCAGUUCCUGGCCGUCCUGCCCCCGGAGAUGAAGAACUGGGUGCGGGAAUGUAAGGCGGAGACCAGCUCCCAGGCGGUGGCCUUGGCCGAAGGCUUCUUGCUAAGCCAGGCGGAGGAGAAAAGGCAGCAGGACCGAGUUGUGACGGAACCCACCAAUCCUCCCAGGGUAGGAAAAAACCCACCCAGGCCUCAUCCAAAGCCCCCCUUAAGGCGGAUCAAGCAAGAAGUGGACAAGGUAGCCAUUACGUUAGGGGGUGAACCACAACUGGCCACUGGAUGUAACCUCCCUUCUGCACAGCUGGAUCAGGUGAUGCUUGAGGAAGUCUCUGUGACUUUCACCGAGGAGGAGUGGGCGCUGCUGGAUCCAGACCAAAGAGCCCUGCACAGGGAUGUGAUGGCAGAGAACAGUGGCAUUGCCUCCUCUUUGGGAAGUGACUGGCCAGAGAGUGAAAAUGGAGAAAUCUGUGAGCUAUUGUUCGGAAAAAUUGGAAGCGAAAAGGAAGACAAGCAGAGGCUAGAAACUGAAGCCGGCAGAGUGAAGGAUGAAUCUCCGAGUUCUUACAACACCGAAUUCUACGAGCUUCCGGUCCGUGAAAAAAUAGAGGACGGGAUCGAAUGGAGCCAGUGCCUUCUGUGCGGCAAAGCCUUUGACUGCCAGUCGAGCCUGAUCACCCACUGGGAGAGCCACACCACCAAGAAGCCCUACAAAUGCCUGGAGUGCGGGAAGAGCUUCAGCACCAGGCAGUACCUGGGCUGCCACCAGCGCGUUCACACCGGGGAGAAGCCCUUCAAGUGCGCCAAGUGCGGAAAGAGCUUCAGCACGAGGCAAUACCUGGCGUGUCACCAGAGGAUCCACACCGGGGAGAAGCCCUUUAAGUGUCUGGAGUGUGGGGAGACCUUCUGCUGGGCCAAUUCCCUGACCUUGCACCAGAUCGUCCACACGGGGGAGAAGCCGUUCAAAUGCCUGGUGUGCGGGAAAAGCUUCAGCAGGAGCACCAGCCUUUCCUCCCAUCAGAGGAUCCACACAGGGGAGAAGCCGUACAAAUGCGUAGAAUGCGGGAAGAGGUUCAUCCACAACACCAGCCUCACUUACCACCGGCAGCACCACACCGGCGUGAAGCCCUACAAGUGUCCGGAGUGCGGCAAGAGGUUUAGUCACCGGACGAGCCUGACUUACCACCAGCGGAGUCACACUGGCGUGAAGCCGCACAGCUGCUCGGAGUGCGGGAAGAAUUUCAGUACCCGCCAAUACCUCAUGUCCCACCAGAGGAUCCACACGGGGGAGAAACCGUACAAGUGCGCCGAGUGCGGGAAGCGCUUCGUCCACAGCACCAGCCUCAGCUACCACCAGCGCCUUCACCGAGGGGAGGAGCCCUUUCAGUGUUUGGACUGUGGGAAAGGCUUCAUUACGCGCCAGUGCCUGACGUCGCAUCGCAGAAUCCACACGGGGGAGGAGCCCUUCAAAUGCCUGGAGUGCGGGAAAACCUUCCGAAGACGCACGAGCCUGAUUUCCCACCAGAGUAUCCACCUGGGGGAGAAGCCGUACAAAUGCCUGGAGUGUGGGAAGAGCUUCACGACGAGCAAGUACAUCCUGUCCCAUCAGAGGAUCCACACCGGAGAGAAACCUUACAAAUGUUUAGAGUGCGGACAGACCUUCUGUUGGGCUAAUUCCCUCACCUUGCACCAGAUCACGCACACGGGAGAGAAACCCUUCAAAUGCGUGGAGUGCGGGAAAAGUUUCAGCCGAGGCACCAGCCUCACCUCGCACCAGAGGAUCCACACCGGCGAGAAGCCGUACAAGUGCUUAGUGUGCGGAAAGAACUUCAGCACGAACAGGUACCUGACCUGCCACCAGCGCAUCCACAUUGUGGAUAAAGCUUAUAAAUGCCUGGUGUGCGGGAAGAGCUUUAGCACCAGCAAAUACCUCAGCUGCCAUCAAAGAAUUCACACCGGAGAGAAGCCAUUUAAAUGCCUGGAAUGUGGAAAGUGCUUCUGUUGGGCCUAUUCCCUUACUUUACAUCAAAGAAUCCAUGCUGGUGAAGAUGGGUUUAAGUGCUAGGAGUAUGAAAAUUACUCUUUUUUUUUUUUUUUUGUGAGGGACGGGCAGAAGGACAAAGAAGCCCUGAUCGUGGAAGGAUUUCAGAAAAAAAACGAUAGAAAUCACUGUGGAAAGAGAUUUGUGUAGAACACGGACUCCUUUUGCAUUAGAUAUUAGAAUACUGUCUGUGCGUGGGGGUUUUUGGGGGGUGUUGGCCCAUUGUGGUUGUCCAAUGUUUCCGACGGCGGCUUCUUUUGCCAGCCCUGCUUUGAGGGACUGGGAACUGGAUUUGAAUCUUCAGCUCACGCCAUCGUCGGACCUUCAUUUGAAUUCUUGGAGUGAGAAGGAAAGAGCGCCGUUCCGCGCAACGAUCUCACUUCUCAAUGAGAACCAGGGACGCGAGAGGAUCUGUAGAAAUGCCUGGAGCUUUGCAGAGGCCUUUCAGUUGGAGAGGAAGAUUCAAGGAUCCCCUAUGGUAGAUUCGCUGGGAAUAGGCUAGGAAUUUAGGAUGCUCAUCCAGAGCGUAUCAAGAGCCCUUGGGAGUGCCUACAAAAUUGAGCUUCUAAAGCUCUAGUGAUCUAAGGGUAGCUCGUUCUAAUCGAAGUUCUCUGAUCGGUUCCUGUAAGACAGGGAUCACCGGCCCUUUCUGAUCCCUGGCCACCAAGUCUCCCUCAGCCUCCUAGCCAGAAUACUCGACUCUCCACAUUUUUGCCCCGAGAGUCAUAAGCGCCACCAAAUCUUCCAGAAACAGGGUUUGAGAAGAAGAUACAGCUUCCAGGAGAAUCAAGCAGAAUCAGUGUGCGGUGUGCUUUCUCCGGCAAAUGCAACAAUAUUCGAGAUUGCUGGAGUGGGGGGAGGGGGAAGAGAAUUUUGUGGGUGCUCCCAAUCCAUUUACUGCAGUGGUUCUCGACCUUUUUAAUGCCGCGACCCCCAACCGGUCGUAAGUUGAGGACUACUCAACCGGUCGUAAGUCGAGGACUACUCAACUGGUGCAGCACCAUUUGCAGAAUGGGACU